AUGAGUGGUAAAAGUAAUACAACAAUUUCAUCAGCUAAAAGUAAAAGUAAAGAUAAAAUAAAUACAACACGUAGUACUCGUGCUGGUCUUACAUUUCCUGUUGGUCGAGUGCAUCGUUUUCUUAAACAAGGCAGUUAUGGAGAACGAAUUGGUGAAGGUGCACCAGUAUAUUUGGCCGCUGUACUUGAAUAUUUAACUGCUGAAAUUCUUGAAUUAGCGGGUAAUGCUGCUCGAGAUAAUGAAAAAAAACGUAUUAUUCCUCGACAUCUUCAAUUAGCUAUUCGAAAUGAUGAAGAAUUAAAUAAAUUACUCGAUGGUGUAACUAUUGCACAAGGUGGUGUUUUACCUAAUAUUCGUAUGGAACUUUUACCAAAAAAAACUAAAGGUGGUGAUGAAAAUGCUGGUAGUAUGGAAUCACAACGUGGUACGCAAGGUCAACCUAUGAUGAUGGCACAAUCAGGAGGAUCAAUGGGUAGUAGUGGAAUGAAAAAGAAGAGUAUGCCACCAGCUAAAAAAAGUCUUGCACCUCCUACAUCACAAAAAAAAUCGAAUAAACCAAAACCAAUGCAACAACAACAACAAGCACCACCACCACAAAAGCACAACAAUAAUAAGACUAAUAACAAUGAUGAUGACGAUGACGACGACGAUGAUGAUGAUGAUGAUGAAUCUGAAGACGAAGAAUCUGAAGAUGAAGAUGAUGAUAUGACAGGUAAUGGUAAUACAGUUAGUAGUUCAAGUGCUUUAGCUACAACAACUGUUAAUGAUACAACAGCUGAUGAUGAUGAAGAUGAAGAAUAA
Messenger RNA from Adineta steineri, 801 nucleotides. NCBI's taxonomy places the organism in Eukaryota, Metazoa, Rotifera, Eurotatoria, Adinetida, Adinetidae. The record is from the annotation of a GenBank genome assembly.